AUGGAAAAGGAGAACAAAGGAAUAGUAUGUGUUACAGGAGGAGCAGGAUACUUCGCGUCAUGGCUCAUCAAGAGCCUCCUUGAACAUGGAUACACCGUUAGGACCACCGUCCGGUCUGACUCCGGACAAGUUAGCCACCUGAAGUCCCUGCCAGAAGCAUCAGGGGAUAAGCUGCAGGUCUUCAUUGCAGAUCUUGAAAGACCAGAAAGUUUUGACGAUGUUAUCGAUGGAUGCAUUGGUGUAUUCCAUGUUGCUCAUCCCAUUAUUGAUUUUACAAGAAACACUGAGGAGCCGCAAGACAAAAUGAUCAGUACCUCUGUGGAGGGAAGCAUAUGA
This is a messenger RNA of Papaver somniferum (opium poppy), 336 nucleotides long. Its product is annotated as vestitone reductase-like. The coding region runs from base 1 to 336 and encodes 111 amino acids. The record is from RefSeq and is a predicted model, not a curated record. Gene Ontology annotation, molecular function: oxidoreductase activity, acting on the CH-OH group of donors, NAD or NADP as acceptor. The transcript is spliced from 2 exons. NCBI's taxonomy places the organism in Eukaryota, Viridiplantae, Streptophyta, Magnoliopsida, Ranunculales, Papaveraceae.